AUGGCAGCGUCCCUAAUUCCACUGCGUGUCAGCGCCGCUGAGGACCAGGAGUUGGCUCGGACCAUUGGCUGUGUUUGUGCCUCAGCAUAUUGCAUGUUUCUGAGAAAAAAUGUGCACAAGGCAUGGAAGUGCGGGGUUCAGGGGGUGCUACUCGUCCCCGCGAAGGCACUCUCUGAAGUAGCUGCCUUGAUGUGUGUCUGUGUGUUUUCAGGAUGCGAGCGGCAUGAUGGAGUAUGGGUGCCGGGCGAGUGGCCUGCUCGAGAUGGAAUUGCACUCGAUGCUCGGUCGCUUGCAACCAGCGAAGUGGGCUUCUUCAAAUCGAAAACGUUGAGCGAACGCGCCUUCGAACUCGGCGAAUUGGUGUGCUCGCGCUCACAGCUCGUCACUAUCAAUCUCAACCAGAUUGGAACGCUCAAACUACAGAUCGUCGUCUCCUGGAUCCCGCUGAUGACCGCUAGCAACAUGAACACAGCAAGCAGUACGUGCAGCGAAAAUUACUUCCUGGAUGAUGCAUCGACCAGUGACGCAGCUAGUGAAAAGAAACCAUGUGUACUGCUACGAGAAAAAAAGCACGGCAGUUAUCUUAUGCGACAAAAAGAAAUUUGGCGGUCUUCAACGAAUAUUUUGGACAGCGUCUAUGACGAUAUCAGUAAAUCAAUCCCUAGCAUUGAUACGGUUGAAGCACUGCCGAUAGAACGAGAUGACUUAAAGAAAGAGUUGCUUCGGCCAACAAAAAGUGAAUGGAAUCGCUCAGCAAGCGUGGCGCAUCUUGGACCAAGUUCGAGUCAAGAUUCGUUGCGAAAACGGAUCUCAUCGUGUUCAUUAGUACCUCUUGCGGAUGAGUUAUUAUGUCUUAUUGAUCUGAUCAAACCGCUCACUACAAAACUGGUUCGUAAACAUCCCGAAGUCACUAUUUAUAAGGCUUGCGUAUUUCGAUGGGAGAAUCUGUUGAAGCAGGAAAUAAGGAACGAUGAAUUGUUCGUUUCUCGAAAAGGUAGUCUUACGCCUGGGAUUGGCUCUGGCGGCUUUCUGGAUGAGCGCGAUGAAAAUUAUGACUUUCAGACCUCCGAAGCUUUUUAUCAAAAACCGACAGUGGCUAAAAGUUCCGAAGUUGCUUUUUUGACAAAUAACUUUUUUCAUCGUUCGAUGCUUGAGGCUAAGCCCUUCAGUCAGCAGUUUUAUGAAGGGGAAGAAUUAGGUGAGGAGGUGGAGCGGGAAAAGAAACCAUGUGUACUGCUACGAGAAAAAAAGCACGGCAGUUAUCUUAUGCGACAAAAAGAAAUUUGGCGAUCCUCAACGAAUAUUUUGGACAGUGUCUAUGACGAUAUCAGUAAAUCAAUCCCUAGCAUUGAUACGGUUGAAGCACUGCCGAUAGAACGAGACGACUUAAAGAAAGAGUUGCUUCGGCCAACGAAAAGUGAAUGGAAUCGCUCAGCAAGCGUGGCGCAUCUUGGACCAAGUUCGAGUCAAGAUUCGUUGCGAAAACGGAUCUCAUCGUGUUCAUUAGUACCUCUUGCGGAUGAGUUAUUAUGUCUUAUUGAUCUGAUCAAACCGCUCACUACAAAACUGGUUCGUAAACAUCCCGAAGUCACUAUUUAUAAGGCUUGCGUAUUUCGAUGGGAGAAUCUGUUGAAGACGGGAUGUCACCAGAAAAGAAGAAAACUGAGUCGUCAUUUUUGCAGAGCAGAAAAUGAUAGUGGCAUCGACUCGUUACGGCAGCACAGCUCUCCAUGUAAUGGUAACGCUGUGGAGAAACAUCACUGCGGCGCUGGACCAGCACAAAGGCGCUUCAAACAGAUGAAAAACAAAGAACGACGCAGAUCAGCCGGGGGAGGCAUGGAUUUCCCGAAUGAAAGCCAGUUUUCUGAUGAAUCUUGGUUGCGGUCGAGCUCAAACAGCUCAUCUAGUGGUUGUUCGCUGGCUGGAAGCGCAUCUCACGAGCUGUGCCUCUGCCUCAGGCAUCAUUUGAAGCGAGGCCUGCAUACGUUAAAGGCGAAUCGAAGAAGCAUAGGUUCGAUCGAGAAGAGUCUUCUUCAUCUGUUUUUAUUUUGCACGAAAACCAUUAACUUACCAGCUUAUGGCAUUUUAGACAAGGAGACGAAGGAGGAGGAGAAGGGAGGGGGAGGCAGGCCUUUUUGGACACUGGUCGUGCUUUAUGGGCCGAUGGAGUUCUGCAGAAACGAAAUGCUUGGGCGGUUGGUUCAGGAGACAGCCACACUGAAUGAACUGAUCAAACUGGCUUCGUCCAAAAUGCAAUCAUUCGAUAUCAGCACUGUACUGUCGCAGCUAUCGGCUGCUUUGGAAGUUCGAGAAGUUUGGCUUUCUGCUGCGUUUUCAUCGAAUGCUCUUCUUAUGGUACCAAUGGAAUCAUUAAGACUACAGAUACGCAUGAUUGAAUCUAUAAUGUCUUUGCUCACUGACAAGGGUGUGUGGGAACCCGAAUUUAUCAGCCUUUAUCAGUUUGUUAGUUUAUUUCAUGGGAAACAUGCCACUUCUUUUGUUGAAAACCUGGCACAUGAAGCACUAAUAACAUCAAGUCUAAGUUCUCGGCAUAUUACUCUUGUCAAAGAAGUUAUGGAUCGAUUGUCUCAGGUUCCGGUUGUUCCACCGUUGGAGAGUUUGCGACACAUUUCUCUUGUGCUUCUUUGCCCGGAUCGCCAUUUACAGAAAAUUGUUGGUACGCUCAAAUUUAAUUUUUUCCGGACAUUUUCUUAUUCUUUUGGGUGGAAAGAAAAAGUAGGAUUUGGCGAAAACUUGAAACAAACCGGCUUUGGUUCCCGAAAGCCUUUACCAGCGCAUUCGACAGUGUUUCACCGCACAUCGAAGCAACGGGGGAUUUUGUUUCGGCAGUGGCAUACUCUCGAUGCUUUUUGUCGCAUACAACAUUGUGCUCGUCGCAGAAAACCCGGAGUCGUUGCCGUCAUUAAAUAAGC
Messenger RNA from Gongylonema pulchrum, 2933 nucleotides. Lineage: Eukaryota; Metazoa; Nematoda; Chromadorea; Rhabditida; Gongylonematidae. The record is from the annotation of a GenBank genome assembly.